AUGAAUUCGAUUGAGAGAAUUUUGCGGCUACAAUCUGAAAAUAAAUUAAGCCAUGAUGAAAAACUAUUAAUAAAAAACGUUGGACCGCCAAGACCCGAUUUGGACAUUGCUGUGUCGUCUAAAGUUAAAGACAAACUCGUGCAUCGAAAAUUUAAUAAGACUAUGUAUCAAAGUGAGUGGUGGUUAUGUGGUUGCAACGCGAAAAACGACCUUUUCUGUUUUGUAUGUACCCUUAUGAAUAACGGAGAUGUUGAUAAAGCUUGGACUGAAACCGGAAUCACGGAUUUAAAACAUUUGGGAGAAAAAGUAAAAAAGCAUCGCUCGAGUAAAAAACACUUAAAUCUCAACGUAUCGUUCGCAGUCUUAGGUAAAGUAGACAUAAGAAAUCAGUUAAAUAGUGCUUAUAGAGAGAACGUCGAGAAACAUAAUGAUCAGUCGGCUUUAAGGGGGCAUGAUGAAACGCAUGAUUCUGCAAAUCCGGGAAUUUUCAGAGGUUUAAUUAAUUUAAUGGCAGAGCUUGACACUACAUUAAAAUCUCAUAUAGAAAAAACGAACAAUCGCGUUUUCAUGGGUCUUUCAAAAACCAUACAAAACGAACUACUUGAUUCAAUUUAUGCUGUUUGUAUUAAUUUAAUCAAAGAUGAAAUUUUGGAAGCGGACUAUAUAUCUAUUUUAGCUGAUGAAACUACAGAUGUAGCUUCACAGUCGCAGCUGGUUUUUGUCGUUAGAUAUGAAUUGAAAGAAAUCGGGAUACGGUACUACCAGUUCGCCUUACUGUUCUUAACCCUCAUCGUUUGCUUCAUUCUGCGAACUAUUCCUUCAGUAGCAAUUAUAUCAAUGACUGCAAAACUACCCCCGGAUCCCAGCAUACCCACAUACCCAGAAUGGGACAACACCGACAUAGUACUAUCAUCGUUCUUUUGGGGCUACAUUAUUCCCCAAAUCGGAGCAGGCCAACUAAGCGAAUACUUCGGCCCCAAAUGGUUCCUCUUUGGUACCAUGGUCAUGGGAUCAGUUUUCAGCAUUGUCGUUCCACCAAUGGCCGCCACCUUUGGUUCCACGGGAGUGAUCAUCUGUCGUGUAAUACAAGGUUUGAGCCAAGGCUUCUUGUACCCUUCAAUCCACAACCUAAUAAGUCGAUGGACACCUUUCUCGGAGCGGGCAAGGAUGUCAAAUUUCGUCUACGCAGGAGCUACUGCCGGAAUCGCUCUUGCUAUGCCCAUAACUGGUGCUAUCUCCGAAUCGAAACUAGGCUGGCCAAUGGCGUUUUACUCAAUUGGUGGUUUGGGGGUGGCAUGGACCUUAAUUUUUGCCAUAUUUGUGGAAAAUUCCCCCGCAACUCAUAAGAGAGUAACGGAAGCAGAGCUGAUAUACAUCCAGGAGAAAAAUUUUGUAACCAAAAUUUUACGUUGUGGGUGCCAGAAAGUACCAACACCAUGGGUGUCCAUAAUGACGUCUUUGCCAGUAUGGUCGAUUUUAGUGGCUGCGUGUGCCCAGUGUCUUGGAGCGUUUACUCUGGUUUCAGAAAUGCCAACUUAUCUAAAUGGGGUUAUGAAUUUUGAUAUACAAUCGAAUAGUCUACUCUCGGCUAUACCACAUAUGGCCCAUGCGAUUACAGGUGUAGUGGUGUCACCUAUAGCUGAUAAGUUAAUUUUGAAGAACGUUGUUAGUAUUACCAGUGUGAGAAAAAUCUUCGGUGCUUUGGCUAUGUAUGUACCAGGGGCGGCGCUCAUAUGGCUUGCGUUUAUUGACAGUACCCAGAAAGAACUAGCUAUAGUACUGUUAGUGGUAGCUGUUGCGUUCACCGCUUUAGUACAGUGUGGUUUUAUGGUGAACAUGAUUGAUGUGGCGCCUAACCAUUCCGGAACUAUCGUUGGUAUGACGUACGGUACUUCGAACGUCUUCUCGCUUUUGGGGCCCAUAAUAGUCAGUUGGUUUGGUACUGACAAGACGGAUCCGAUUUUAUGGAGGAAGGUGUAUCUUUUAAUUGCUGGUGUAUAUGUUGCAUGUGGUACUUUUUACGCAGUAUUUGCAUCAGCAGAAGUCCAGUCAUGGAAUGACUUGGAGGAGAAAACCGGUACUUAA
Molecule: messenger RNA, 2085 nt
Organism: Zophobas morio
Lineage: Eukaryota; Metazoa; Arthropoda; Insecta; Coleoptera; Tenebrionidae
Product: putative inorganic phosphate cotransporter
Exons: 7
Coding region: 1-2085 (694 amino acids)
Biological process (GO): transmembrane transport; monoatomic anion transport
Cellular component (GO): membrane
Molecular function (GO): transmembrane transporter activity
Source: RefSeq, a predicted model, not a curated record